AUGCAGCGGCAACCAACCGUGCAGCCGCCUGAUACUGGAAGUUUUGACCCACAGCCAGCGUAUCAAGACCUCGAGGUCACAGUUCAGCGAAUGAACAGGAUCUGUGACCAGAUGCAACAAUCGAUGGGCCGGUUUGGCCUCAGCCAUUCAAGCAGGUCCUGCCUGCAACGAAGAAAAGGUGACCAGCAAACACCCCGGCUCAGCAAACCCCUCGCCCUUACGGAUUUCCAACACAACUUGUGUCUUACACGAGAUGCUAUGAAAGCAAAGGGCCUGCCAUCUUCUUCACACUCCCAAGAUAACCCUUCCUCGGUCGCUGGAGACGCAUUAAAAUCUGCUGACACUUUGAUCAACUUACUGCAAACCGCACGACCCAUUCUGGAACUCGGUCAUGAGAGGGUCACUCAGAUCUUCACAAUAUUUAAGGACGAAGUCUACCCUCUGUAUCCUUGCAUCAGCUUAGAGCUGGGCUAUGAAGCUGUCAACGCUGUCUUUUCACUUGGGACAGAUUGUUCCUACGAAGUUACUUCGAACAUGGACAUAAUUGACAUUGAGAUCACAAAAGCGGUUGUAGCAAUUGCCUUGCUUCUUAAGGAUGAUAAAGAGAACCUACUAGCCUCUGACCUUGAAUCCCAGUUGGUGUGGGGCGUGGAUUCUUGCCUCGAUCAAGUGAAGCCCCAGGUUGAGGAUAUCGUUAUGGCGACUUUGCUGGAACCAGAAGAGUCGUAUAUAUCAACCAUGGUAUCCUUGGACAGAAAUCUUUCGGAGAUAUGGACUCUCGUUAAUGCUCGGUCGUCUCAAUCCAACAAUAAUGAGGAACAGAUUGAUUUCCUUGAUUUUCAACUACAAAAGCUUGUUGAAAAAGUGCCGACAGAAGACUUCAAGCCCCUAGAGCCAACGGUAGUUUCACCACCAUGGCUACAGGCUGGUCUAAAACGGUUUUACUGGCUUCGCGUGCAUCACAUCAGGAUUCUUAUAAAGGCUGGCACCUCCGGCUCAAUAAGCGAUUCAGUCUCUAACCCCAAAUCUACUAGAACCCUCGUGGCUGCAGCCGCGCAAUCGGUCGAGAUGCACGUGGAAAUGGUCAAUGCUGGCGAAAUCAGUCCGCUUAUGUUGCCUACGGCUAUCAAACUGCUCCUGAUCUCUCUAUCCGUUAUGCUGUUUGCCGUCUCCCACUUUCCUGAGGACUACGGAUCGCGAUAUAGCAAGCAUUUCCAAACUGCUAUUGAUAUACUUAGUGACGUGCAGACCUCUGUCAAAGACCCGGACCUGAAUAUCCCGGGUACCUUAGAGGUACUAGAAAAGGUUGCUGACACGAGUCGGAUAUCACACUCGCGACGGCCGACGUCCUUGGUCAAUCACAAGGAAGGCAGCAGCAACGUCGUUUAUCGUGGAGAGGCCUUCGAUGAAGGGGGUUUGUUCGAGGAACUGCCCACGUUGGACUCGGAAUUAUUCUCCAUGUUAAGAGACUUCAGUGCAGCAGCAACUGAUAUAUCAGGUGUCGACAAUAUCUUUGGCUAA
Penicillium griseofulvum is the source of this 1521-nucleotide messenger RNA. RefSeq lists its product as uncharacterized. Bases 1 to 1521 code for a protein of 506 amino acids. The transcript has 4 exons. The record is from RefSeq and is a predicted model, not a curated record. NCBI's taxonomy places the organism in Eukaryota, Fungi, Ascomycota, Eurotiomycetes, Eurotiales, Aspergillaceae.